GCGAGUCAAGUGUGAAAGAGUCACGUCCCAACCCCAAAUUGAUAUUCUAAAACCCUAACCCUAAAACCCUUACUCAAUCACAAAAAACACAGCUUUGGCGAUCACCAUGGCCGAAGACGCCAUGAACGUCGAUCAAUCCGAGCCCUCCAAGGUUCAAUGCCUUCAAACGCUAAUCAAUGGCCCAUUUGCCUCAUCUCUAUCCAAUCUUUCAGGCUCCUCGCGCGGCAUUCCGUCCAACAAAGACUUCCAUUACUACUACAACUUCGAUGAAUUCAGGGCUCCGGUUCAAGAAAUCGAUACCAAAUCACAGUCAAUGCUCGAAUCAGUUGGUUCUUCUUCGUCGCGUGUUUGGAACAAAGCGAUGGCUUUUCCUGUAGAUACGGAAGAGGCUUACAAUUGGUUGGUGGACGUAAACGACGAGAUUUUCGAGAGGUUCGACAUGUCGGUGGACGAGUUUCAGAGGAAUAGGAAUAGCGAGGAGGCGACUGGUAGGGUGACGAAUGCUACUUCGGUUGUGGAUGAUGGGUUUCAGUUAGUGUGUGGGAAGAAAAAGAAGGGGGCGAGUCAGUUGCCGAGUGGGCAGGAUUCUACUUCAUCCCCCGGCAUUAAGGUGGCGACGAAGGAUAAGAAAAUCACUGGGACGAAACCGAAGAUUCCAUUUCAUAUACCGUCGAUUCCGAGACCUCAACAGGAGUUCAAAAUCUUUGUUAAUAAUGUGAACCAACCGUUUGAGCAUGUUUGGUUGCAGAAGAGCGAGGAUGGUAAAGAGUAUUUUCACCCGCUGAAGCAGUUUACGUAUAUGGAUUUUGUCGAUAAAGAUAGUGAUGUUCUGCAUAUUGAGCCGGUAAAACCGACUCCAGUUGAGUCUACACCGUUCAAGUUUGUAGAGGAAGUAAAAGAUUUAAAGGACCUAGCUGCUAAGCUGCGUGCUGUAAAUGAAUUUGCGGUUGAUUUGGAACAUAAUCAAUAUCGUUCUUUUCAAGGAUUGACUUGUUUGAUACAAAUCUCAACAAGAACCGAAGAUUUUGUAAUAGAUGCUCUGAAGCUCCGAAUUCAUAUUGGUCCAUAUCUUAGAGAAGUGUUCAAGGACCCAACAAAGAGAAAGGUGAUGCAUGGAGCAGACCGUGAUAUUUUUUGGCUUCAAAGAGAUUUUGGCAUUUACAUCUGCAAUAUGUUUGACACCGGCCAGGCCUCAAGGGUACUGAAAUUGGAGAGAAAUAGUCUGGAGUAUCUUCUACACCACUUUUGUGGAGUAACUGCUAAUAAAGAGUACCAAAAUGCAGAUUGGAGAUUGCGGCCACUUCCUAAGGAGAUGCUUAGAUAUGCUAGAGAAGAUACGCACUAUCUAUUGCAUAUAUAUGACUUAAUGAGGAUGAAAUUGUUCUCGCUGUCUAAGGAAUCUGAAAGCUCUGAUAUUUCUUUACAAGAGGUUUACAAGCGCAGUUAUGAAUUAUGUAUCCAGCUCUAUGAGAAAGAACUUCUGACAGAAAAUUCGUAUCUCUAUAUAUAUGGGUUGCAAGGAGCUGGUUUAAAUGCUCAGCAGCUAGCCAUUGUUGCGGGACUUUGUGAGUGGCGAGAUGUUGUUGCGCGUACAGAGGAUGAAAGUACUGGUUAUAUAUUGCCAAAUAAAACCCUUAUUGAAAUUGCUAAGCAGAUGCCUGUCACUACUAGUCAGCUGCGACGAUUGGUCAAGUCAAAGCACCCAUACAUGGAGCAGAAUCUUGGUGCUGUUGUUAGCAUCAUUAGGUCUUCCAUGCUGAAUGCUUCUGCAUUUGAAGCUGUUGCUGAACAACUGAAAGAGGCACGUGUGGCUUUGGCAUCUGAAGAAAAUUUAGUGGUUGCCACAGUGGAAAGCACCUCUGAUGGCAAUUUAAUGGAUUCUUCUGAACAUGACAAGAAUGGACUGAGAAGUUCUUCUGAGCAUCCUAGUGGAAGUGGCAGUGGAAAGUCUGGGGUUCUGAAAGAGGAUCUAACUAUUUCAGGGCAGAGAGAAGACAGAAAUACCAGUACUUCAUUACCAGAUUUAGCAAAGGUCUCUGCAGUGACUGUACAGGUGCAAAAAAAACCUAGCCGUGCUUUUGGUGCACUCCUGGGAAAUAAAAUCUCCAAGAAAAAGACUGAUGCAAGUACAAAGGACAAGGAAGAGGCCAAGUUGGAGCAAAUUAGAGCUUCUGUACACUUACCAUUCCAUUCAUUUUCCAGCAUCAGCGAGCAGUCGAAACCAGUUGUUGAAGCGCCUGUUGCAGUCUCUGAAGUUCCAGCUCCUGAUGUGCCAGCGAACGCAUUAGCGGCCAGCUCUAGAUUGGAUGAUAUCAUAAUGUUGCGGACUGAUAAUACUGACACUGAGGAAUCAAAAAGUGAACCAGGAACUGUAAAAGAUGCGGAUAGCAGUUCAGUGGUGUCCAGCUUGAAGAUUGAUAAAGAGGAAGAACCGAUGAGUCUCUCUGAUUUGUCUUCAAGCUUCCAACAAUGUUUCCAGGAUAGGAAAGCCAAGCAAGUCGAUAGAACGCAGAUAUCCGGUGGCUUGCAGCUGGAGCCAUUUGACUAUGAAGCAGCAAGGAAGCAGGUUCUAUUUGGAGAGAAGAAUACAAAAGAACAUAGGAAAGGUGGUGUUGGCAAUUCUAAGGGCAAGAAAAAGUCUGAUAAAAGUCGAGCAUCGAAUGAUGAGGAGUUAGGUGACUUCUCUCAAGGUAGACGGCGUAAAGCUUUUCCAGCAUCUGGGAACCGUAGUUCAACCUUUCGCUGAUUUUGUUUGUCGUGAUCAAAUGGGUAGAAAUUACCAUUUCAAGAAGGGUUACAGGAGGGGGUAUUGACCAUAGAGAGGAAAGGUUUUUCUUGUCUCCAUUUGAUUAGUGUGAACAGUGUUCUCUUAUUUAUAUUUCCUUGCAUAAAUCUGCUCUGUUCACACUGUUAGAGUGGAGCUUGAAGAAUGUUACUUUUAAGUGUUACAUAUUCUUUCAAAGCUAGCCAACAAUAAUAUAAAAUUUUGAGAUGGCUCCCAUUUUUUACCAAGAGAAGAAAAAAUUUUGUUAAAAAAAGGAGCCAUGCAUUGUAAAAGUGCUUGUGCUAUAUUGGCAAUGUUGAAUAUGUAAUGAUCUUUCUUUUACA
Messenger RNA from Humulus lupulus (European hop), 3108 nucleotides. RefSeq names its product protein RRP6-like 2. Lineage: Eukaryota; Viridiplantae; Streptophyta; Magnoliopsida; Rosales; Cannabaceae. Gene Ontology annotation, molecular function: nucleic acid binding; 3'-5'-RNA exonuclease activity; nucleotide binding. Bases 107 to 2746 code for a protein of 879 amino acids. The transcript has 14 exons. Gene Ontology annotation, biological process: histone mRNA catabolic process; nuclear polyadenylation-dependent snoRNA catabolic process; TRAMP-dependent tRNA surveillance pathway. The record is from RefSeq and is a predicted model, not a curated record. Gene Ontology annotation, cellular component: nucleolus; nuclear exosome (RNase complex).